Messenger RNA from Fimicolochytrium jonesii, 1395 nucleotides. RefSeq lists its product as uncharacterized. The transcript has 3 exons. The annotation marks the transcript as partial. The record is from RefSeq and is a predicted model, not a curated record. Lineage: Eukaryota; Fungi; Chytridiomycota; Chytridiomycetes; Spizellomycetales; Powellomycetaceae.
UACUUCCAACGGGAAUCUUCUGCUGGCGAAUAGAAGGCUUUCAAAGUCAAUAUCAUUGAAUACUUCGAAUAAUUUGAAUAUUACUCGCAUGCUGCCAAGAUAAAAAUGGAGCCGUAUCACCCUAGUUUGUUGUAUCACAUCACUAUCCGCACUCAACUUCCUCCGCCUCCGGCUUCCAUAACCACACUAGUAAGUCUGCAAUGGCGUCCCGAAGCGUCUCCAGCCGGGUCUUUUUGUUGCCACCAUAGCUCUUGGUCCAAUCCACCAGAUCGACGCUGGGGUCUACGUGCUUCACAAGAUACUCUCCUUAAGUCAGCUGCGGAUUUGCAUCGCGAGCUUGGCUGUAAUCGCGCAGGUGCUCGUUUGCAAUACGGCCACAAACGACUGGUUUUUUCCACGAGCGAAUGUUGGCCCUUACCCUCCGCUGGGAGCUGAUCCAGAAGCUGCGUGUAGUUUCGGGCGGGCCGGUAUUUUCGUUCUCCUUGUUGUACGCAGGUACAGUGGACUCCACUAAGAUUUUUGGAAAAUCCGAACAGAAAAGUCGAAGCAGAAAACGAAGUAAUGACGUUGCUGCAUCACCCCACGUCUUCGUUCCUUGCAGGCCUGUUCGCUCUACGGUACCGCAUAUUCUCUUCGAACGAGAUUUGGUGCCUGACCACCCAGAUAUAUGUACGUGGGUACGGCGGCGACGCCUUUGCCGUUUCCAAUCUGUUAUCCUCGCUUCCUUCAGUUUUCAGCCGGACUGAAACGGGCGGAGGCGGGGCAUCCAGCAUGUGAUGAGGUGAGCUUGUCGAGGCAGUCAAGGCUGGAAGCCCCGAUGUGUAGAAUCCGCUGGUCCUCCUAAAUCUGAGUUGAUUCCCUGUCAGACAGGCUCAGAUAUAUGCAUGACCUCACCAACGUCGUGCACGUGUCGGUCGCUGGUUGACCAUCACGACCAUUACCAAAGGAUUGCAAAGCACGCUCGCGUAGUCGAGAGCCCCAGCGAGGCAGUUGGUCCUUUCGGGAAGUCCGUAGGAGCAUACCACCGGGCGUUUCGAAAGGUGUUCAGGGUUUCCGCGUCAACUGGGGAGGGGCCAUGGUGUAUUGAACGAGCGGAGACUUCGUCUACUAAGUUUCAAACCAAAGCUGCUCGAGGUGCCGAGAAGUUUUGGCGAGGUAUGUACGGUUCUUCGACUUCACAGAGGGUUUGAGAAAGAGACUUGGCCAUGCUUCCCCUCAGACCUCCUUAUACUCAGUAGUAGUCUCGGUAAUGACCUCAGUUUGCAAAUACUCCCUGCAAAAACGAAAAUAUAACAGGAGAGGUUGUUCGUUCAUCAUGAGGAGCACAAUUUUCGUAGCAUUUCGCGUUCAUACACGUGACUUUAGAUUUCAGCACUGCUACAACUCAGUUACAAC